AUCCAUAUAACUGUAUAUUUGUUUUAAGCCUCAGCUUACGCACACAUUCAUAAAUAUAUACAUUCAUACAUAUGUAUUUUUGUAUGUAAACGUUUCAUAACUAGCGCAGUCAGCAGCAGCACUGUGUUGAUUGUGCUGAUAUUGUUUGUGCGUGCAUGUGUGUGUUAGUAAUAACAAUAAAGAAGCCCAGCAUCACCGUCCGAUAUCAAGAGUGAGCAGCAUAGAGAGAGAUCGUGAGCGAGAGGUAGCUAGUUAGCAGCUAAAGUUCAUAUUGCAGUGUUAAAAGUUUUGCAAGUGCAACUCAGUGUAUGCGUAUACAUGUGCAUGUGUGUGUGUGUGUGCGUGUGUGUGGGAGAGCACAAGAAAAGAGAGACCAAAAAUUGCAAGCAAAUAGCGGCCGGCUGUCAAUGUUGUUGUUACUGUUGCUGCGAUCGCAACGCAGCUGUAACAACAGCAACAACUAAAGGUGUUUGCGUGUGUGAAAGCAUAGGCCGGCAAGAAGAAGCAGCAGCAGCAACGGCAGAAGAAGAAAAAGUGCUAAGAUAAAGAGUUGAACAAGCAAACAACAACAGCAACAAAAAAAAAGCAAACAAGCAACAUCAGCAGUUUCGUCUGCUUGCCACUACCAAAGUGCUACAAAGUGCGGCCGCCGCAGCAGCGCAGUAGAGCAGUAGCAUCGCCUCACAAUGAAUUCCGAGCAUGGAUUCAAUCCAGCCUUCAAUAUGGCCACCAUACGCCAGGCAUUCACAGAGGCCGUCGAACGAGUGAGAAUGCCGACGCCCACACGACUGCGUGAUCUUAUACGGCAGAUACGAGCUGCCCGAACGGCAGCCGAGGAGCGAGCUGUGGUGAACAAAGAGUGCGCCUACAUACGCAGCACAUUCCGUGAGGAGGACUCCGUCUGGCGUUGUCGGAACAUUGCCAAGCUGCUGUACAUACACAUGCUUGGCUAUCCGGCGCAUUUUGGCCAACUCGAGUGUCUCAAGCUGACGGCGAGCACGCGUUUCACAGAUAAGCGAAUUGGUUACUUGGGCGCCAUGUUGCUGCUGGACGAACGUCAGGAUGUCCACUUGCUGAUCACGAACUGCUUGAAAAAUGAUCUGAACAGUUCGACACAGUUUGUGGUUGGACUGGCGCUGUGUACGCUGGGAGCGAUUGCAUCGCCGGAGAUGGCGCGUGAUCUGGCCAGCGAAGUCGAGCGAUUGAUGAAAUCGCCCAAUACGUACAUACGCAAAAAGGCGACACUUUGUGCAUUCCGUGUCAUUCGACGUGUGCCCGAGCUGAUGGAGAUCUUUUUGCCAGCGACACGUUCGCUGCUCAGUGAGAAGAAUCACGGCAUACUGAUAACCGGCGUUACGCUGAUUACGGAAAUGUGCGAGAACAGCUCGGAUACGUUGAUGCAUUUCAAAAAGAUUGUGCCGAAUCUGGUGCGCAUCCUGAAGAGCCUUAUCCUGGGCGGCUAUUCACCGGAGCACGAUGUCAGCGGCGUCAGCGAUCCGUUCCUGCAGGUGAAAAUCCUUCGCUUGUUGCGCAUUCUCGGCCACAAUGAUCCGGAUGCCUCCGAGGCGAUGAACGAUAUAUUGGCGCAGGUGGCCACGAACACGGAGACCAGCAAAAAUGUGGGCAACACCAUUCUCUAUGAGACGGUGCUCUCCAUUAUGGAUAUACGCUCGGAGGGCGGUCUGCGUGUGCUGGCUGUGAACAUUCUGGGUCGCUUUCUACUCAACUCGGACAAGAACAUCCGUUAUGUGGCCCUCAACACACUGCUGCGAACAGUGCACGCGGACACAUCGGCUGUGCAACGUCAUCGUACAACCAUUUUGGAGUGCCUCAAGGAUCCGGAUGUCUCGAUACGACGCCGGGCAAUGGAACUAUCGUUUGCACUGAUCAAUGCACAAAACAUACGUACAAUGACCAAGGAGCUGCUGCUGUUCCUCGAGAAGGCCGAUGCCGAAUUCAAGGCCCAAUGCAGUUCGGGCAUGAUCUUGGCCGCCGAACGUUAUUCGCCGAAUUCACGUUGGCAUCUGGACACCCAGUUGAGUGUGCUGAUAGCGGCUGGCAAUUAUGUGCGCGACGAUGUUGUCUCAUCCACCAUACAGCUGGUGUCGAGCAGUCCGGUGCCGGAGCAAACAUAUAUCACGAAUCGCUUCUGGGAAUCGCUGCAGGUGGCCAAUCAUUGUGAAGAUAAGCAGCCGCUGCUGCAGGUUGCCGUUUGGGCCAUAGGCGAAUACGGUGAUCUGUUUAUGUACGGCGCCAAUGAGGAUGAGUUUGAACGUCCCACGGAGAGCGAUCUGAUCGCUGUGUAUCAUAAGUUUUUAACCUCUGCUCAAGUGUCGACCACAAGCAAGCAAUAUGCGCUCGUCUCCUUGGCCAAGCUGAGCACGCGCCUCCAGCAAUGCGUGGAAGAAAUCCAGGCAUUGAUUACCUCGUUUGGCAGCCAUCUGAAUGUGGAUCUGCAGCAGCGUGGCGUUGAGUUUACGCAACUCUUUGGCAGCUAUAAGCAUUUGCGUCCACCGCUGCUGGAGAAGAUGCCCGCCAUGCAGAUCAGUCGCAUCAGUUCGCAGAAUGGCGAAAGCGGCGGCUCCUUCGAUGACAACAGUCCCGAUGUCAUCGAGAAUGGCAUCGAGAUUGGCGGCAGUGGCGCACAUCCGUUAAUCGAAAGCAAUAUGAAUACCAUGGGUGACAAUACGAACAUUCUAUUGGAUUUGUUGGGCAGCACAGAUCUGUCGGCGGGUGGCCCAAGCGAUUUGGCCAUGGCCACAGAUCUAUCGAAUGCGGUGCAUAAAAAGAAUACACGCAAUGCCAACAAUGAGACGCCGUCCACCAACAAUCAGGAUCUACUCGAUUUGCUCGAUCUGGAUAUGUCGACACCAUCGACAACAACGUCCGUUAUGGGCACCACGGAUCUGGGCAAUGUCAACAAUAUGAUGAACCUGCGUGGCAUCGAUUUAAAUAUGGGCUUUGGUGGUGGCGGUGGCGUCGGCAGCGGCGUUGGUCUUGGUGCCAUCGAUGCCAUGGCCAGCAGCAUACCCACAAAUGGCAACGAUUUGGCUAGUAUGUUGGGCGGCCUCGGUGCGCCGGCUAAUAAUGCUGUGCUGCCGUCGCUCGGUGACGAUAAUUUGCUCGGCGAACUAAAUGCCACAACGACGACAACCAACAAUGUGACAGUGCCUCCGCAGGGUCCCAAGUUGACGGCCCUGGACAAGAAUGGACUGCUGGUGCAGUUGGUGCCGUUGAGGGGCAGCGAUUGCAUGAAGAUAUUUAUGACAACCACAAAUAGCUCAGACAAUACAUUGGAGCAGUAUUUGCUAAAGGCGGCGGUGCAGAAGAGUUUCGAGCUGCAAAUGCUGCCGCCAUCGGGUUCGGUGCUGCCGCCGGGUGGCGUUAUAACGCAGGAAAUGCGCGUCGUCGCCACAUCGAAUGCGGUACUGCGCAUGCGUUUGCGCAUUCAAUACACGCUCGAUGGCCAGCAGCUGGUGGAGCAGACGGAGGUUAGCGGUUUUCCGGAUCAGCAGCCGCCUAUUGAAUAAGCAACGUGUAUUAUCGCAAGUGUGUUAGCUUAAAGACCACACACACACACAAACACGCGGACACCCACACACACACAGUGACAGAGUAGAGCACAGCUAAAUACAGAGAGGUUGCCACACGCAUAUAUAUAUUGUAAAAUAAGUUAACACAGUGAACCACAAGCACACACAUACCACCCACACACACAAUCGCGCCCAUUUAUUCACACACAGGAUAAGAAAGCAGCCGCAGCAACAGCAGCUACAACCUACGAAGUUCAUCUCUUCACUUGUCACCAAGGAUAUAAUUCUCUUCUCAUUCAGCUAACUCAUGUAACAUCUUCAGACUGCUCUUCUGCCUCCGUUAAUUGAGCCAUCUUCAAUCGAUUAAAAGCGAAUAUACUAUGGGAAUGUGUGAACCUGAAUGAUGAGUAUAAUGCGAUUUGAAAACCAUUUUUUUUUUACUCUAGUACCAAUUAUAUAUUUAUAAUUUCUACAUGUGUGUGUACGUGUAAAAGCUCUAUCAACAGUUCUUUAUUUGUUCUUGUCAAAACUAUCGUUUAUCUUUUUUAGAGUCUGCAAUUCUUAUUUAAUAUUCUACUAUUACUGCUUUAACAACAACUACAACUACUUCUAUUAUUAUUAUUAUUAAUAUUAUAUGCUAUUAUUAUGGUUAUUAUGAUUUUUUGCCUUUAUUUUCCGUGUGUGUAAACCGUUCUGUGUAAAAGACAACAAUUCAGUUUUAAUAUAAGACAAUAAAGUCAUUUGAAAGCGUCAAGCCACAUAAUAAUAAUAAUACAUUAUAUAGCCACUACACUACAAUUGUAAAUUGCAACAAUUACCAAGACAACAUCAACAACAACAAACACAACAUGAAUGUGACAAAAAAAACAAAAAUUGUGUAUACUUAGCAAAAAAAAAAAAAAAAAAAAAAACUGAAGAAAAAAAAAGGCAGCGCAUUUAUUUCAAGCUUAGCAUUUUUCAGAAACAAAAAAAAGAAAAGUCAAGAGCAGAGAGCUGAUCGAUAAUAAAAGAGUCAAUGGUAUAUCGAUCGAUCGAGCGCUUGCUUAGCGCAUAGUUAUUAUUAUUAUUACAAUUCUUAUAUAUAUAUAUAUAGAUGAAACUUAAUUUUUGUUAUAUAUGUAUGUAUGUGUAAUAUGUAUUAAGCUCGUAUGAAUUUUUUUUUUUUUGGGUUUGUAACCAACUAAGAAGAAGGCUCUUAAACGGCAGGCUGCACAUUGUGACGUCACAUAAUGGAAGUCUGGCGACUGCCCUUACACACACACACACACACACACACAGACACAGACACAUAAACACACAUAUAGAUACAUGCAAAAUGCAAUUUGCAAUUGCAAUUGCAAUUUUAAAAAAAGCUCAGCACACCGUGUGGCCUACAUUUCCACAUUCUAAUAACCGAUAAAUUGUUAUUUCCUGUGCGCACGUACUUAAAAAAUUAAAAAUUAUAUUACAACAAAUAAAUUCAACAGAGAAUGAAACUGCACGAGCAGAAAGCACUGUGGAAAAACUAGAUAAUUAUAAUAUACAUAUAUAAAUAUAACAAAAAUAUACAGAAAUGAAAUUAAAAAAAAAAGAGAAAACCACAACAAAUACUAUAUAUAUACAUAA
Molecule: messenger RNA, 5138 nt
Organism: Drosophila nasuta
Lineage: Eukaryota; Metazoa; Arthropoda; Insecta; Diptera; Drosophilidae
Gene: AP-1gamma
Product: adaptor protein complex 1, gamma subunit
Exons: 14
Coding region: 687-3530 (947 amino acids)
Biological process (GO): vesicle-mediated transport; intracellular protein transport
Cellular component (GO): AP-1 adaptor complex; membrane coat; Golgi apparatus
Source: RefSeq, a predicted model, not a curated record